This is a messenger RNA of Ornithorhynchus anatinus (platypus), 3814 nucleotides long. RefSeq names its product KIAA1958 ortholog. Bases 200 to 2350 code for a protein of 716 amino acids. The transcript has 4 exons. NCBI's taxonomy places the organism in Eukaryota, Metazoa, Chordata, Mammalia, Monotremata, Ornithorhynchidae. The record is from RefSeq and is a predicted model, not a curated record.
UCUGUUAAGAGGCACCGCUUCUGACUUGAGCUGGGCCCUCCUGCAUUUUGAACCACAGCCUUACGUGCUGCCUACCAGCUGUGCCAUGCCCUGCCCUCCCAUCGUGCUGCUGUGCCACAUCUUGAGGCAGUUGCUCACCUUGUGUUCCAUCUGAAGCCGGCUCUGGGUCACCCAGGAGAGCAACUGCUGAGCCUGUAACAUGGAGGAUUGCCUUCAUACGUCAUCCGAAAAUCUUUCCAAACUUGUCAGUUGGGCCCACAGUCACGGGACCAUAUGCAGCCUGAUUCCAAAUCUGAAGCAUUUGCUGUCAGAAGGUUCCCAUGGCAACCUGACAGCUAUGUGGGGCUGCAGUGCCGGCCAUGCUUACCACUGGCCCCUGACUGCCACUUGUAGGGCUGGGUCCCAGGAGAGGGUUUGUUUCCAAGACAACCGGAGCUUCAAUUCCGAUAGUCCCAGCAUCAUCGGGGUGCCCUCAGAAACGCAAACCAGCCCCGUGGAGAGGUAUCCCGGGCGACCGGUGAAAGCCAAGCUGGACUGCAACCGAACCCGAGACUCUUGCGACUUCUCUUACUGCAGCGAGCCUUCAGAACUGGAUGAAGCUGUCGAGGAAUAUGAGGACGAAGCUACUCUGUUUGACAUGGUCUGUGAAUCUUCCGUGACCGAUGAAGAUAGUGAUUUUGAACCUCAAACCCAAAGGUCUCAAAACGUCAUUCGCAAAAGGCACGGGGUCGGCGCGUCGUCCGUCCUCACGAGCUCCCAGCCUCAAGUCGCCGACGAAAGCGGCGGCGAUGUCGUCGUCAAAAAAAUUAAACAGGAAAUCCCUGAAGAUUACUACAUCGUCGCUAACGCGGAGCUGACCGGGGGGGUGGAUGGUCCGGCGUUGUCAUUGACACAGAUGGCCAAGCCCAAGCCUCAGCCUCAUGCCGGACCCUCUUACGUGGGACCCGCUAAGCCAGCUUCCCACGGAACACCAACGCUCAGCGCAGAGCUAGACCUGCAGAGUGUUUCGGCUUCCCCACCUAUCAUCUCCAGAUCUGCGGUCCAGAAGCCCGCCAGAGUAUCUCUGGCUUCGCCGAACAGAGGGCCGGUAACCACCCACGGCGCCAGUCAGCAAGUGGCGAUGCAGGUGCCCGUGAGCACUUCCAACCCCAACAAACAGAUUAGCAUUCCCCUGUCCGCCCUGCAGCUCCCUGGACAAGAGGAGCAAGUGACUUCUGAAGAGCUUCUGCCCGCUCUGCCAAACCAGGUCCCGGCCUGUGAAGUAGCUCUCUCCCCUUCUAUUAGCACCGAGCCGGAAGUGAGUUCAAGUCAGCAGCAGCCCAACACUGCUCCAAACGUUGCCGCCGAAGCUACUGCCCAGUCAGUGCCAGCAUAUUCGACUAAGCUCAACAAAUUUCCUGUUUUUAAUUUUAAUGAUGACCUGAAAGAUCUGUGCAUCAGUGCUGUGAGCCCAAACACUACCAAGGCUACUUUAUAUGCUCUUAAUGUGUGGAGAUAUUGGUGCAUGACUAAAGGACUUAAAGAUUACAUGGAUAUUACCAAGAUUCCCGCUGUGAAGCUGAAUGAGCUCCUAGAGGAUUUUUACAUCACCGUAAAGAAGACCGAUGGCUCAGACUUCCUGGCGACAUCCCUCCAUGCCAUCCGCCGUGGCUUAGACCGCAUCUUAAAAAAUGCUGGCGUGGGCUUCUCCAUCACCAGCAGCACUUUCAGCUCCUCCACCAAGAAGCUCAAGGAGAAGCUCCGAGUGCUGAGCAAGGCGGGGAUGUCAGGGGCUCGCUCCCGCAACAUCGUUUAUUUCUCCCUCUCUGACGAAGAGGAGAUGUGGCGGACAGGAUGCCUGGGGGACGAGAGCCCCGUUGCCCUCCUCUCCAGCGUGGUCAAGUACAACAGCCAAUAUCUGAACAUGCGAACCUUGCAGGAGCAUGCAGACCUGAUGUACGGAGACAUCGAGCUGCUCAAAGACUCUCAGAAUCGACCUUUCUUCGCUCGAACGGACAGCGUGAAACGAGAGAACCGGGCCAAUGCUAAUAAAGUGUGUUAUGGGCAGAUCUACCAUGACCACUCUAAGGGACACAAGUUGUGCCCCUAUUGCCUCCUGUAUAAGUACAUGUACAUUCAUCGGCCCCCGACCCAGAUGGAGGCCAAGUCGCCAUUUUAUCUUACCGCCCGGAAGGAGGUCAGCGGAAUGGGCAAUGUGUGGUAUGAAGAUCAGAGAAUGGGGCUCCGCUCCCUCAGGGGGGUUGUCCCAAAGCUGGCCAAGAAAGUCAAGCUUGAAAACUGUGAGAACUUCACUUUUGUUUCAUUUACUCAGGCCUCCAGAAAAUUUGGUCCACUAAACUGCUAUCAAUAAGCCUUCUCCUUCCUCCAACUGCCCUUUCUCCCCGAUUCAGUCCAUUAGGGGCAUGGAAGAAGGUCGGCACGAGUGCUGAGGAAGAUGGUGUAUUUGAAUAGCGAGCCUGGUGACAAUCAGAAAGAGGUUAUCCUGCUGGAUUCCAUUUUUUUUUUUUAAAUCAAAGCAGCUGCUGCUGAAGUUAGAAUAUCCAAAUGUAUGUUACUAUAUUCUAUUUUUAAAAUAACGUAUAGCGCUGCAUAUGCAAGAAUUCUACUACAGUGAGGAAAUCCAUUUAAUACAGUGCCUUCUAGCACAGGUUUUCUCAAAGAGAAAAAGAAUAGGUGAAGUUUUUUUUGUUUUUUUGAAUCCCAGUAGCCUUGUAGCUUUAGGAUAUUGUGAAGAAAGUACAUUGCUGUCAAAUUACACAGAGGAAGAGAGUGGAAAGAGAGAGAGGCAGAUGCAUUGAAUAUUUCCUGGAGAAAAAUUGCAUUUGACACUCCUUUAUAUUUUGUUGAUGGAUAACCUAGUUCUGCAAAGCGAGCAACAUAGCUUGAUAGUAGGUCCUGAAGCUAUGCUCAGUCACAAUGAUCAGAAAGCAGGAACCUGCUGCCUUAGCUCUCAGUAGUGGUGGAAUACUGCUUUCCCCUCUCAACGGAGACAGUUCAUGAAGCAAGAUUAAUGGACCAAAAAGGGUUUUUAUGUUUAGGACAACAUUUCCUCUGCAAUGAUGGUCUGAGCUGUCGUGGAUUUUCCCCGUAACAAGCGUGACUCUGAGUGAAGGACUGGUGAUCAAAGACUGAGAGCUUUUGAAGCAGAAGUGCCUAAGUUCUAUUUCUUCACGAACAAUUCUAAGAUUUUUUUUUUCAUCUAUUCACGGUGUCUGGACGAUAGCUGUCUUUUCGUUACGCAGUAGUUUACACUGGAUCUGGAGAAUUACUAAAGGUAAUUCAGUCAACCAAUGGUAUUGAUUGAGCUCUGACUAAGUGCAGAACACUGAACUAAGCACUUGGAAGAGAACAAUGUAACAGUUGGUAGGUACGAUCUUAGGGGAUUCGUUCAUCUAGGAAAAAAUCCCAAACUCAUCCUAGACAAACCUUGAAAGUCAUUCAUUUAUGAAGGCAAAUUGUUUUAAGGCACAAUAGAGUAAUAAUGCCUUGUUUUUUGUAGCGUGCUUUUAUUCCCAAAGCACUCUUACAUUACUUAUCUCAUUGUUACCCUCACAAUAACCUUAGGCAGGUAGGUAGAAAGGCUGUUAGAAUUAGCCCCAUUUUGCAGAUGAGGAAACCGAGGUACAGAGAGGUGAAGUGACUCGCCCAAGGUCACAGACCAAGCCAGUGGCAGAGCUAGGACUCGUGCACGAGACCUCCAACUUCCAGACUGGUGCUUUUCCACUACCACUGCAAAAUGGAUCCUGAGAAGUAGCUUGGGAGUCAAUAGUACCUGGAUUCUAAUCCUGGCUCUGCUACUUACCUGCUUUGUGAC